ACAAAGAUUUCUUUAAAUAUCCGCAACUCUUUCCUUUUUGUCAUUUGCUCUCACAACCUCUCAUAAACUUUUUGCCAGCUCAUCCUUUUUUCAAAGUUUUCAACCUGAUAUCUGGUAAAAAUGGUGGAGGAGAAGUCCGGGAUUGCGAAAGACGUCACUGAAUUGAUCGGUCAAACACCGUUGGUGUAUCUCAACCGUGUGGUAGAUGGCUGUGUAGCAAAGAUUGCUGCAAAGCUGGAGAUGAUGGAGCCAUGCUCUAGUGUCAAAGAUCGGAUCGGAUAUAGUAUGAUUAAAGAUGCUGAGGAGAAAGGUCUCAUUACGCCCGGCGAGAGUGUCCUGAUUGAGCCUACAAGUGGCAAUACUGGCAUAGGAUUGGCGUUCAUGGCAGCUGCUAAGGGUUACAAACUAAUAAUCACCAUGCCUGCUUCAAUGAGUCUUGAAAGAAGGAUCAUUCUUCGAGGAUUUGGGGCAGAACUUGUCCUCACAGAUCCAGCCAGAGGCAUGAAAGGGGCUGUUCAAAAGGCUGAAGAAAUAGUGGCAAAGACACCCAAUGCUUAUAUGCUUCAGCAAUUCGAAAACCCUGCCAACCCAAAGGUGCAUUAUGAAACUACAGGACCAGAAAUCUGGAAAGGCUCUGGUGGUAAAGUUGAUGCCUUUGUGUCUGGGAUAGGGACAGGAGGUACGAUAACAGGUGUUGGGAAGUACCUCAAAGAACAAAAUCCGGACAUUAAGCUCUAUGGUGUAGAACCAGUUGAAAGUGCUGUUUUGUCUGGAGGGAAGCCUGGCCCUCACAAGAUCCAAGGAAUUGGUGCUGGCUUCAUCCCUGGAGUUUUAGAUGUCAACCUGAUUGACGAAGUUAUUCAAGUAACAAGUGAAGUGGCUAUAGAAACUGCUAAGCUUCUUGCAUUGAAAGAAGGUUUGCUGGUAGGAAUAUCAUCUGGUGCUGCUGCUGCAGCGGCAAUUGAAAUUGCAAAGAGGCCAGAAAAUGCUGGAAAGCUCAUUGUUGUGGUCUUCCCCAGCUUCGGAGAGCGUUAUCUAUCCUCCGUGUUGUUUGAAUCUGUGAAGCGGGAGGCCGAGAGCAUGGUGUUUGAGCCCUGAUAUGUUCCCCAGCUUCUUCAAAGGAGUUGUACAAAUUUCAUGCUGUGUGAGGAAGAGCUCGCGAUCAUCAUGUUGCACCGUGUUCCUGCUUUGAGUGCUUUCGCUUCUUGACAUGAGUGACCCAAUAAAUUGCUGUGAAGAAUAGUGUGCUGGCUUUGUUGCUUGUAAUGUAAUUUAGGAAACAGGACUUGUAUGGCUGACUAGUUUAAGAAACUUUACUGCAUUCUCUCUUAUAAAUUCAUUGCAAUUAACAGCAA
Messenger RNA from Pyrus x bretschneideri (Chinese white pear), 1355 nucleotides. RefSeq names its product cysteine synthase. NCBI's taxonomy places the organism in Eukaryota, Viridiplantae, Streptophyta, Magnoliopsida, Rosales, Rosaceae. The record is from RefSeq and is a predicted model, not a curated record. Gene Ontology annotation, cellular component: cytoplasm. The coding region runs from base 121 to 1098 and encodes 325 amino acids. The transcript has 11 exons. Gene Ontology annotation, molecular function: cysteine synthase activity.